Molecule: messenger RNA, 1500 nt
Organism: Paramecium tetraurelia
Lineage: Eukaryota; Ciliophora; Oligohymenophorea; Peniculida; Parameciidae
Exons: 4
Source: RefSeq, a predicted model, not a curated record
AUGAAAGAUGCUUUUUUGUCUGAUUCAAUGAAUGUACUAAUAAAGGAAACUAACAUUUAAUUAACUAGUCAAUCCGCCUUAUAUGAUCAGAGAUUGAAAACAAUAAUUAAUCAGAUUUUCAGAAAACAAAGGAUGUUCUAAAACAUAUAUUUAUUUGUUGAUGUUAAUGAACAGAUAAUUCAAACUUAAACUCCAUUUUAUUGUCCUCCUAACAUUUCAUAAGCAGAAUCUAAAUCUUUCUUUUGCCUCAUGGCAUAUUAAUAUGAUUUAACUAAUUAUACAAAUCUAUAAACUGAAAUCAAAAAGUAAUUUUAGGUCAUUUCGAUAUUUCAUGAAACCCUACCAAUGUUUGACCAAUCUCAAUUCAUAGCAACUGGUAUAGCUUAUACAACAAAUGAUCAGGUUCCUAUUUUAGGCACUUGGCCAGCCUUGAAUUCAACUUUAUCAUAUAAUGCUCAUUAGCGAUCUUGGUAUUUAAGUCACUUAAAACAAAUGGGAAAUGGUAAAUAAUACCUCUUUAGUGAUUUAUUUACUACCAUUCUUGGCUCAUACACCAUUGCAAUAUCUCAAAACAUUACUAAUAAACACAAUAAUUUUGAAGGUGUUGUCUUUAAUUUGAUGGAUUUCGGAGUCUUUAAAAAAAACUUUAAUGCUGAUUACAUCUUAGCUAAUAAUAAAGGUUAGAUUAUCAUAGGAUAAUUUAAUUACCCUGAGAAUACUACCAAACCUGUAUUUUUUUUUAAUGACUCAAUUACUGGGUUCAAUCAAAUUGAUUGGGAAUCGAUAUCCACAUUAAUUGAUGGCAAAUCGAAUAAAGUUGAUUUCAAAUCUCUCAAUAAUUGCUCUUUAGAUGUCUCAAAUUAUUUAUGUAGAUAUAAUUCACUGUAUCGCUAAGAAGUCCUUUUAAUUGCAAAAUAGCUUGAGUAUCCUCCUUAUCCUCCACAUAUUGUCAUCAUAUUCAAGAACAUAACUGAACUUUACCAAUAAGUAGAUUUACUCAAUUAGGACAUAUAUGAGUUAUUUGCUUGGGAGAUUCAGAGAAAUAUGCAAAUUUUAGCUUUACUUGCAAUUGGAAUUAUUCUACUGUUUUUAAUUAUCUUAAAUUACAUCACUAAAUCUUUAGGCCUAUUGAUCAAAUAUUCAAAAUUUUAAUAGAAUAAUCUAUAAUAUUUGAAGGCACACUAGGAAAUGAAUCAAUAAAUCGAAGCCAUCACUAAUUUGUAUAACUUUAAAUAAAACUAAUAAUUGUACAAACUAUCUGAAAAUGCAUUAGAUCAAUUGAAUAUGCAAUAUUUUCAAUUGCUUUCAAAAUUGAAGGGCUAGCAAGGUGAAGUAAAAAAAUCUGAAGAAUGUCUCCAAAUGGAGUAAACAUAAUAUCCUAUGACUACAUAAUACUUAAAGUUUUAGAAAACAUAUUAUUUGCAUGAUUACCAAGCUAAUAUUGAAGACAACACUGUUAAUCAGCUUAUAUAUUAUUUUUUAAUUAAAAAGUAGAAAUGA